Molecule: messenger RNA, 693 nt
Organism: Enterobius vermicularis (human pinworm)
Lineage: Eukaryota; Metazoa; Nematoda; Chromadorea; Rhabditida; Oxyuridae
Source: the annotation of a GenBank genome assembly
AUGAGAAGUACAACUGCUGUAUAUUUUUUAUUAAUACUGCAAACUGUAAUCUGUUUUGGUGGAUCACUGGAAAAUUCCAACCAGAUCACAGGAUUUCAGCAGGCUCAAAAAGAGCAACUUGAAAACAAAAGGAUAAAAAGGUUUAAUCCUUGGAGUUUCAUCGACGGUUCUGUGAAUAUCGUAAAUGAUGAUAAUAUCUUAAUCAAUCCUCGAGUUCACAAUGAUGACGAGCCACUGCAAAGUCCUAUAGAUUUUAAAGUUUCAGCACCUGAACACUCCAGUGAUCAUAAUAGCGAAAAAAAAAUAGAAACGACAAAUUACCUGAAUCCAAGACGCUUUCGUAGAAGUAAAGGCAGUAGCAGCAGUAGCAGUGGCAGUAGCGACAGUGAUGAGUCAAGUGAAGAAUCAAAAUCAAAAAUUUCAAAGGGAUCGAAACACGGCUUAGGAUUCCCCGAAACUCUUAACUUCAACAUCAACAUCCGAAUUGUAGACGAUUCCUCAAAGUCCAAGAAAAGAAACAUGAAGCAUGAGAGUGAUGAAGAGGAAGAAGAAGCUACAACUCCUGAGCACAGUCGAUCAAGCAGAAAGAAAACAACUUCAAAACCCCGCGAUUCAUCUGAAGAAACAACUGUCAGAAGCUACCGUAUAACGCUUCGUCCAAAACAACGUGCAGACGACUCAUACAAAUCUUAA